Molecule: messenger RNA, 7043 nt
Organism: Psylliodes chrysocephalus
Lineage: Eukaryota; Metazoa; Arthropoda; Insecta; Coleoptera; Chrysomelidae
Source: the annotation of a GenBank genome assembly
AUGAAAUCAAAUCAAAAACAGAUAACGUGAUUUCAAAAAAUGAUUCAGUCCAUCACUGCUGAUCGUAUCCAACAAAUCAAUAAUUUAUUAUUGUGAUCUGAUGUAAUUUACCAAAGACAAAAAAUCUGUGAUGUGGGUGAAAGUGAUAAUUUUAAAUUUUCUUCUAGUAGGAUUUGCGCUUUCAGAUAAUGAUAGCAACUGUGAUAUAUCCGACGUAAGCUCGGAUGACUGGCAAAAUGCUGCACUAACAAAAAAUAUAUUGGAUAAUGUUAAGGUUAAUGAUAAUUUAUUUGUCAGUAAAUAUACAGGAAAAAUAGAAAACUUGGCAUCUAAGUGCCGUUGCGGAGCAGCUGAUUGUCCAAGAGACUACUUGAAGUUCUCAACAAAUAAUACGCACUUUUUUAUGACAUUUGCUGAAGGCAUGAAGAAUUUCGACGAGGACAUGAUCAAAAUUAGUUGCCUAGGAAAUGUUGUGUAUUCGAUAUCCAUGACAUGUCAAACUGAAGUCCGAAGUACCUUGAUUUUACUUCUCCAAGUCAGCGACUACAACGAACAUCCCCCGGAAAUAGCUCAUGGCAGUACCACUUUUAAAGUACCAUCUCCUCUCAUGCCUAUGGGCGACUUUAUUAUUUAUGGUGACAAAAUCUCAGCGACAGAUAAGGAUUUUAACAAUACAGCAAUCACUUUUAAAAUCUCCCCUGACGAUUUUGAUAUUAUCACUACAGAAGAUACAUCUACGAAACCAGCAAUAUUCUACCCAACAUUCAGAGCUAAACGGGUCAUGCGCUUAACAAAAGAUGGUGUGAAAUAUACCAUUACUGCCACAGAUAACGGAGAAAAUCCUGGUCCACUAACAAGUAAGCCCUUGGAUAUUUCCCUUGUGAUGGACAAGGAUACGUCACUGGAUAUUCCGAUAUUCGUAUAUCCAAAAGGAUCUUCAUCUUAUAGUUUUGAAUACAAAGACGACAAAUUAACAGUUCUGAAAGGCCCAAUAUCUGUCAAUACUGCCAAACCAAAAGAGAUAGUAGAUUCGCUUCAAUUAAGUGGAGAUUUAUCAGAACAUUUUACUGCAACAUACAAUACUGCUACAUCCGAGGUUGAACUAACAGUAAAAACUAAAGUUGAAAAUCCCACAUCUGCAUCUGUAGUAUUGACUCUGGGCUUGAAAACUGACAUCGCCGCGGCCACUCCAAUACUUAUUUAUUUCUCAGACGCACCUGUUGAUACGGGUCCGAAGUUUUCACAACACGUCUACAUCGGAAACUAUGACGAUAUCAAAAACACAAUCAGUUUAAAAGACGACAUUAAAGUCACCACCACUAGUACUGGUCAACUAACAUUUAACAUCACAGGAGAUCUGGCGGACAAAUUCGAAUUGAAGUCUGAAAAAAAUACCUAUACACUGACUGUAAAAACACCGUUGACGCCAGCUGAAAUAAAAUCCAAAGAAUUUUUAUAUUUAACUCUUGAGGCUUCUGUAGAUUCUGAAUCGGACACAUCUGGUUUAAUAAUCACUCUACCGAUACACGAUCUUGAGUUUACUAAUGUUAUGUACGCCGCAACUUACACUGAAGAUAAUACGGUGUCUGUAGACGAAACGCAGCCGAUUGAUUUCAAAACAAAAGUUUCCGAUGCUUCUGUUAGUGUGGAAGAUAAAUACUCAAAAUACUUCAACGUAACUUAUAAGAAUGAAAAAUAUAACCUUGGUGUAAAGGAAGCCCUAUCAAAAGAUAUUCUGACAUCAGAUACGGAAAUAGCAGUUAUCAUCACAGCUACAGAUAAAUAUGGCAAUGUAGCAAAUGCUGUAAUAAAAAUAGCUUUACCUAAUAUAGAUGGCCCAGAACCACCAAAAUUUAAAGAUCCAUAUUAUACAAUCCAAUAUAAGGAAGGUCAGACUGGAUUUAUAGAUUUUGAUAAUGCUGUGUCUUUCGACAAAACCGUUGACGACAUGACUAAAGUUUCUAUUUUAUUAAGCGCUUAUAAGGAAAACUUUGAAAUUGUUUAUCGAUCGAACAAAUGGAAAAUGAACGUAAAAAAGGCUUUAAGUUCAGAUAUUUUUAACAAAAUGUCAGAAAUUGUUACUACAAUGGAAGCUAAAGAAAAAGGAGUAUCAGGAAAAGGUGUGGGUGUUUUAGUAAUUGAACUAGUUAGUUCUAAUACUGACAAUGCACCCAAAUUUAACAAUCCAUAUUAUAUUGUCCAAUACAAAAAAGAUCGAACAGGCCUUAUUGAUUUCAAUCCAGCUGUGGCCUUUAAAAACUAUAAUGAUUUUUCUAAAAUGUCGAUUAAUCUAACUACGUAUUCGGACAACUUUGAAGUGGUAUUAGAUUCAAAUGCGUGGAGGAUAAAAAUAAAGAAGCCUUUAGAUGCAGAUACUUAUGCAAGAACUAGUGAAAUUGUCACUACUAUAGAAGCUACAGAAGCUGAAACAGCAGAAAAAGGGAUAGCUGUUUUAGUAAUAGAACUUAUAGAUGAUUCUAGUUCUGAUAUCCCAGAAUUUGUUGAACCAUUUUAUAUCGUACAGUACAAAAAAGACCAAACUGGCUACAUUGAUUUCAAUCCAGCUAUAGCUUUUAAAAACGUAAAAGAUAUGCCUAAAAUGUCUAUAAAAUUAGCUAACUAUACAGACAACUUUCAAGUAGUGUACAAAUCCGAUAGAUGGCAACUGAAAAUUUUAACUCCUCUCUCCGACAAAGAUUUUCCUGACAAUUCAGAAUUGAUCACUACCAUGGAGGCUACAGAAAAGAAUGUUAUUGGAAGUGGUAGCACCGUACUAGUAAUCCGUUUGAUUAAAUCGGAAAUUAAAGUACCAAAAUUCAAAGAGGUCUAUUAUACCGCCGAUUAUCCGAAGACUGGUUCAGGAAGUUUCGUUUUUGCCAAUGAUUUGACUUUUGAACAUGUAGAUAAUUUGGAUAAAGUAAAUAUAACAGUAGACGAGUAUGCCACCAAUUUUAAAAUAGAAUACAGUGCGUCGAAGAAAUUGUGGCAAAUCACAAUCUUAAAUCCUCUAGAUCCUAAUCUCUUAGAUUUGAAUUCUUAUAUAACUGCCACAUUAAUCGCAAAAAUAGAUGGCAGCACUUACAGUCCAGAGGCAGCUUUCGUAUUGAGUCUUCCAGAGAAAGAAGUAGAAGAGGCGCCUGUAUUUACACAAUCCUAUUAUAAGGCAAAAUAUGCAAUAACUGGCACUACAUCUGUGGUGACUUUUGAUGAUGACAUUGGGUUUACUAAUAAAAAAGAUAUGAGUAAAAUAAAAAUUGUAUCAGAUGAAUUUGCAAGUUACUUCACCUUCAAAUAUGAUACCAAAAACUGGCUAUUAAUCUCAGAUGGUGUACUAGAGGCUAAUCUGCUAAAUAGAACUGAUUUGGUUGUAGCUGUAACAGCUACAGAUAGCUCAAACAAACUAGAAGGGCAUUCUGUCAUCGAUCUCAAACUGCCGUCCGUUAAUACUGCAGAUGCACCUAAAUUUUCGAAAACGUAUUACACAGGGCGUUACGAAAUCACCGGUGACAAAUCAAUAGUGACUUUGGAUGAAAAUAUCGAUUUUUUGAAUAAAGUUGAUGUCACCGAUAUUAAAAUUACCACCGAUAAAUACCACGACAACUUUAACUUUUCAUAUUCCGACGGAAAAUGGUCAGUCGAUGUAACUAAACAAUUAGAUCAAUCGACAUUAAACUCCAAAAUAGAUAUUGUGAUGGCUCUCAUAGCAACGGAAAAUUCAAAAACGGACGAAAUCGGCCAAUCUGCUCUUCUUCUAACCCUUCCCACGAUCAACGAUGAUGGUGCACCGAAAUUUUCAAAAAUUUCCUACGAAUCCACCUGCAAUACCAAAACCACAAUUUUAAUUGAGGAUAUUCAAAUUGUAGGCAAAACUGAUCUUAGUAAAAUAACUGUAUUCUUCCUAGAAGACCAAUACAAAACCAAUUUUAAAAUCGAUUUUAACAGCACCUCGAAAUCUUGGUACGUUACUGUCAACUCUAUACCUGAUAGCUUAACUGGAAGCAAAAAUGAUUUAGUCUUAACUCUAGUCGCUACCGAAGCUGAAAAAAUAGGACAAGCUGCGUUAGUUAUCAAUUUUCCUAUACUAUCGACACCAGAAUUUUCUAAAGACCAGUAUUAUGGUCAUUAUACACUUGGUGAUAGUCCGUAUUUAGAAAUUGAAGAUUUUAGUAUUGUUAAUAAGGAUAAUCAGAAUGAUAUAAAGCUAAGUUUUAGUUCAACGGAUGGUGAUUUUUCUAAAAACUUUAAUGUGACGUACAACAAGAAGACGAAUGUGUGGACAAUGUCGUUAAAAACACCCAUUGACGAUAAGAAAUUAAUAAAUAAAAACACAAUUAUCCUAAGCCUGACUGCUACAGAAGAAGAGAACGAUAAUUUAGGAAAAUCUACUUUAAUCAUUUAUUUAACAAAUAAUAAUGAAGGAACUGAUGUUAAAUUCACGGAAGUUCAUUAUACGGGGUCAUACGAAAGCAAUGUAGAUACAGCUGUAGUAAAAUUAGAUAAAAACAUUCAAAUUACGUCUGACAAAGAUAUUUCUACAGCCGUAGUGAAAAUAGAAAGCACCGAAGACUUUGAUGCCCCAAAAUACUUCAAUCUAACCAAAAAUUCCGAUUAUUACGAAGUCAAAGUUGUGCAACCUUUGUCGCAGGAAAUAAUACAAAAACAGAAGAGUUUGGUGAUGACCUUAGAAGCUGACUUAGAUGAUAACAAGAACUAUGCUACUUUGGUUGUCGAGCUGCCGCUUCAAGAGCCUGCUAAAUCUGUUAAAUUUGAGAAACCGCUCUAUAAUGGUGAAUAUAAGGUUGCUGCUGAUGGUAAAGUUGCAUUUACUGUUGACAGUGCAGUUAUAGUGAGCGAUGCUAAAAUUAAGGUUUCUAUAUCUGAAGAUUCAAUGUAUGGGAAAUAUUUUGACCUAAAAAUAAGCAAAACUAGCGUAGAGCUAGUUACAAAAGUUGCUCUUCCUAAAGAAAUAUAUACUAAGGAAACUGUAAUGCCAAUAGUUCUCGUAGCUUCAAUAAUAGACAGUACGAUUAAAGCAUCAACUGUUGUAGAUAUCAAAAUCAACUAUGAGAGUUACCUCGGAACUGUACAGUUUGACAACCUCUUGUACAAUGGCAAAUAUGAAACAAAGAAACAGGUCGUUACUAUUACAAUAGAUCCGAUAAAGUUAAGCACAGAUAAGCCAGACGAAAUUGAUGUUGCUGUAACUAAUGCUUAUCAUACGUAUUUCGAAGCAAAAUAUAGCAGUACUACCUCAGAAGUGACAAUAACCAAAAUCCUAAAUAUUCCUGAUGAUAUUCUAAAGGAUAUAUCUACUGUAUCAAUUUUGUUAAGUGCGUCUAUCAAAAAAACAAAAGUCACUAGUAAUAGUGUGGUAAAUUUGAGAAUUAUAAAUGAUGACACUCCAGAUCCAGAUGUAACAGGUACAAUCGCAUUUGAUGCAGUUUCAAAUACAGCAGAAUAUUAUAUAGAAAAUAAUAAAGGUAAUUUAAAGAAUGAUAAAGCCAUUGGAAUAACUACAGAUAGAAGUGCCGAAGAAAUAGAAACAAAUAUAACAGAUGAUUCGGGACUAAGCACCUACUUCAGUUCUUCAUACAGUGGUCAAAAGUUUUCAGUAAAAUUAGUUAAGGACUUGCCGGAAAAUGUAUUUUUGUCAAAUUCGUUUAUUUUGCUCACAUUGACGGCUACCAUUAAGAGCACCGGCCAAAAAGCAAGUGCAGUAUUGACGAUCAGAAUUGACAAUAAUAAAGAUGCCGAUACAGGACACAUAUCCUUCAAGUCAAUAGUUUACAACGGUGUAUACGAGAUAGACAAAGAUGUAGCUUCAAUAGUCGACAUUGACAAAAUUGAGGUUGAUACAGAUGCAGAAGAUACGAACGUAACCUUGACUAUACUAAACGAUAUAAAUAAGUUCUUUAAGGCUAGCUAUUUCAACAAAGUGGUUACUCUAAGCCUUACCACUACAGCAGCAAGUACUGUUUUACGUUCCCAGAACAACAUAGCUGUUGUUUUACAGGCAAAGAUCAAAAGCACGUUGAUUACCACCGAAACUGUCGUUAACUUGAAAGUAAAAGAUAACGAUAAUAAUCCAGAUCCUGAUAAUAGCAAAAUAGAUUUUCUAAAAUUAAUCUACAAUGCUGAAUACAAACUGAAUAAAGAUCAUUCUGUGAAGUUCACAGUAGACGAUAUUACUCUAGAAACAGGUAGAACUGAAAAUGAAAUUGACGUUACAAUUGAAAAUGAUUUGGGUUAUGAGAAAUACUUUACAGUGUUAUACGCCCAUAACCAUGUUACAAUAACGUUGAAAGAAAACUUGCCAGAGAAUUUAUUUGACGAUGAGUAUACAUUAACAUUGGCUGUAAAAGCUAAAGUCAAAAAGGCAGAGUCGAUCUCCAGUCAGGCUGUUUUGAACAUCAAAUUAACGGAUGAAAGUAGAACUGGAAUAAUUGGAACCAGCAGUAACAAUAAACCAUAUAUUAUAGCCGUCUCCUUUUUAUCAGUAUUUAUUUUGCUGCUAAUACUCGCAGCUAUUCUUUUCUACUACUUCAGAUUACGUAAGUCAAAUUACGAAAAAAUGUCUGAAGAAGACUAUAUCAAUAGAAAUAGUAAAGUUAGGUUUGAGAAGAUGCCUUCAAGACAAUCUGGAGAUACGUUGAAGCAUUCUUCGGCGAUUGAGCAAAGACGUCCCACAGGGUUCAUUUUUAAACACAGUGAGACUGAAGAAAACGAACCCCGAGAAUCGUAUACGGAAUCUGAGGAACCGAACAGAGACAGGAAGAAGUCAGUGGCGUUCGACGACAACAUAGAAAAAUUGCAAAUCGAACCGAAUGUCGAUGACGAUCUUGAAAAGGCAACGAAAGACGUGGAAGAGUGAUAGAAAAGUGGUAGGAAAUAUAUGAAAACAGACUGCUUUUUAACGAGUAUUUUUGAGAUUGAAAAAAUGAACAAUUAUUGUUGAUUUUUUAUUAUAUUCUGUUUUUUUAUCGAAGUUGUAGGUUAAGAUUAGGCUGUAAUUUAAUAAAAUAUAAAUAAAUCCGAUUUUUUAA